Molecule: messenger RNA, 5357 nt
Organism: Oryza sativa Japonica Group (Japanese rice)
Lineage: Eukaryota; Viridiplantae; Streptophyta; Magnoliopsida; Poales; Poaceae
Product: probable LRR receptor-like serine/threonine-protein kinase At3g47570
Biological process (GO): protein phosphorylation
Molecular function (GO): protein kinase activity; protein binding; ATP binding
Source: RefSeq, a predicted model, not a curated record
UUUGAAGACAAAGAAGGUGUCAAACAUGAAUUGCGCGGUAUGUUCGACGGCCUGAAGAUAGGAGUGGUAAUGGUCCAACCUAACUCAGCGCACAUAUAUAUAUUUUUUACUCUCUUUAGUCACAAAUAUUUAACACGGUUGACUUUGGAAACAUUUGACCAUUCAUCUAUUCAAAAUUUAUUAUGAAUAUGUAAAAAUAUAAGCCAUGUUCAAAGUAACUAUAGGUAUCACACGGAUAUGUGGAUCCCCAAUACCCUCACAACCAGAUUGGGAGGCAGAGCAUCGGUCCAUUUCUAUGAAGUUAUAGAAUUUACAAAUUAUAAUAUGCACCAGCUUCUCAUAAUCUCUAGCUCUCCUAGCGGGCCUUAAUUUCGACUGUAACUGCUCUAAAUUUUCAUACAUACAGUUACCUUCAGUAAACAUAGCGUGUUAACUUAACUUUGUUCUUUUUUCUCUACCGGGAAGGUAGCAGAGAAACUUCCAAUCCUCUAAAUUUUCUGUCUCUUUCUUCCCUAGGUUCUUAUCGUCUCGAUGUCAGUGGCGCUGGGACGCGGCGAAUACAAACUUUCCUCUCUCCCCCAUGCUCCCUGGCCUCCUUCCUACUGACACCGGUCAAUACAAGCGGCUUAUCAACGGCGUCGGCCGCUCGAUCGGAAGCAGCGUCAUUGAGCAAACAGCAGUUUCGGCCGCACAGCAAAUGUACUCCCCUUGAUGUCUUGAUAGCCCAUUGGUAUCCAUUCUUCUGUCGAGUAGUACUAAUCUUUGAGCUGCCCAAGUGCCCAGCCUGCCAUCCGAGACUGAAGAGCGUAAUUUAUUCGGAAAACAUUUGUAGGGAAGAUGGGGUACGUACCUAACUUUGAUCGAAACAUUCAAAACCAAUCCACAAUGCUGGUUUCUGAAUCCCAGCAGAUGAUACCGUUGAUCUGAACAAGUUGCCAGCCAGUCAAGUGAGCAAGGUGCUUAGCCAUAUAAAAGAAGCACGCAUGCUUCCUGAAGCUUACAUCACAAGCACAAGUAGCUGCAGCCACACCAGUAGUAUGAUCAGCCCAACUAGUCCUGCACUGUUUCUAGUCCUCCUUGCCUUGACAUGUUCAUGGCCAUCGUCAUCAUCAGCAGGUCAUGGCGACGGCAAUGACAUUGAUCGGCAGGCUCUCCUUUCCUUCAGGUCUCUGGUCUCUGAUCCAGCCAGAGCCCUAGAGUCAUGGAGGAUCACCUCUCUCGACUUCUGCCACUGGCAUGGCGUGACCUGCAGUACGACGAUGCCAGGCCGCGUGACCGUGCUAGACCUCAGCUCCUGUCAGCUCGAUGGCCUUAUACCUCCGUGCAUAGCCAACUUGAGCUCCAUUGAGAGGCUUGAUCUGUCGAACAAUAGCUUUCACGGGCGUAUACCAGCUGAGCUUAGCCGCCUGGAACAACUACGACACCUCAACCUGAGUGUCAAUUCGCUCGAUGGCCGCAUCCCAGCCGAGUUAUCUUCCUGUAGCCGUCUCGAAGUCCUGAGCUUGUGGAACAACUCCCUCCAAGGUGAGAUCCCUGCAAGCCUAGCCCAACUCGUUCAUAUCCAGCUCAUAGACCUGUCAAACAACAAGCUGCAAGGAAGCAUUCCUAGUGGGUUUGGCACACUUCGUGAGCUGAAAAUUCUGAACCUUGCCACCAAUACUUUGGUGGGUAACAUACCGUGGUUGUUGGGCAGUGGCUCAUCUCUCACGUAUGUUGAUCUGGGAGGAAAUGGCCUCUCUGAAGGAAUCCCCGAGUUCUUGGCGAAUAGCUCAUCUCUCCAAUUUCUUAGCCUGACACAAAAUAAACUUACAGGAGCGCUGCCACGAGCUCUCUUCAACACGUCCUCUCUGACAGCCAUUUACCUCGACAGGAACAAAUUAAUUGGUUCCAUACCACCUGUUACAGCAGUUGCUGCACCUAUUCAAUACCUCAGUCUAGCAGAGAAUAACCUCACUAGUGAGAUACCUGCCUCAAUAGGGAACCUUUCCUCUCUUGUUGGUGUUUCCCUUGCAGCAAAUAACCUUGUGGGAAGCAUCCCUGAGAGCCUAAGUAGAAUCCCAACUCUCGAGAUGCUAAUACUCUCAAUCAACAACUUGUCGGGUCAGGUACCCCAGUCUAUUUUCAAUAUAUCAUCUCUGAAAUAUCUAGAAUUGGCCAACAACUCACUCAUAGGACGACUGCCACCAGAUAUUGGCUACAAGCUUCCAAACCUUCAGAGAUUGAUCCUAUCAAAAACACGUUUGAGUGGACCAAUCCCAGCUUCUCUUGUUAAUGCUUCUAAGCUAGAAAUAAUUCAUCUUGUUGAUAUUGGGCUCACUGGAAUACUGCCAUCCUUUGGUUCCUUGUCACACUUGCAACAACUUGAUCUCGCAUAUAACCAGCUUGAGGCGGGUGACUGGAGCUUCCUCUCAUCCCUUGCAAACUGCACUCAGCUGCAAAGACUCUGCUUGGAUGGGAAUGGACUGCAAGGACACUUGCCAAGCUCAGUUGGUAAUCUUCCCUCGGAGCUCAAGUGGCUCUGGCUCAAGCAAAACAAACUUUCUGGGACAAUUCCCUUGGAGAUUGGAAACCUUAGGAGCCUCGAAGUGCUGUAUAUGGAUCAAAAUUUGUUCACUGGUACAAUCCCUCCUUCCGUAGGAAAUCUAAGCAACUUACUGGUUCUAAGCUUUGCACAAAAUAAUCUCUCUGGCCAUGUUCCUGAUUCCAUUGGCAACCUUGUAAAACUAACCGAGUUAUAUUUGGAUGGAAACAACUUCAGUGGGACUAUACCAGCAAGUUUAGGGCAAUGGAGACAUUUAGAGAAGUUGAAUCUUUCUCACAAUUCAUUUGGUGGAAGCAUACCAAGCGAGGUAUUUAAUAUUUCUUCACUGUCACAAAGCUUGGACUUGUCGCAUAAUUCCUUUGCUGGGCCUAUACCACUGGAGAUUGGAGGUCUCAUAAAUCUUGGCAGCCUUAGCAUUUCCAACAACCGCCUCACUAGCAACAUUCCAUCCACUCUCGGAAAGUGUGUGCUUCUAGAGUCCCUUCACAUGGAAGAAAAUCUCCUUGUAGGAAGCAUUCCACAUUUUCUCAUGAAUUUAAGAAGCAUCAAGGAGUUGGAUCUCUCUUCAAACAACUUAUCAGGGAGCAUUCCAGAUUUUUUUGCAUCCAUGAAUUAUUUGAAGGAUCUUAAUCUAUCUUUUAAUGAUUUUGAUGGACCUGUUCCAUCAACCGGCAUUUUCAGAAAUGCUAGCAGGGUGUCCCUUCAAGGAAAUGACGGUUUAUGUGCCAACACCCCAGAGUUAGGGCUGCCUCAUUGUCCUGCAUUAGACAGAAGAACAAAGCAUAAGUCCAUUAUUUUAAUGAUAGUGGUUCCAAUUGCUGCCAUUGUUCUUGUAAUUUCACUGAUCUGUUUACUCACUGUCUGCUUGAAAAGAAGAGAAGAAAAGCCAAUAUUGACAGACAUUAGCAUGGAUACGAAGAUAAUUUCAUAUAAAGACAUUGUCCAAGCAACGAAAGGGUUCUCUACUGAAAACUUGGUUGGUUCAGGAUCCUUUGGAGAUGUUUACAAGGGCACCUUGGAGCUUGAGGUUGAUCUAGUAGCUAUUAAAGUUUUCAAUCUCAAUAGGCAUGGAGGACCUUCAAGCUUUAUUGCAGAGUGUGAAGCCUUGAAAAACAUCCGACAUCGCAAUCUUGUCAAAGUCAUCACCUUAUGUUCAACCUUGGAUCCCAAAGGAGAAGAAUUCAAAGCAAUCAUCUUUCAAUAUAUGCCUAAUGGAAGCCUAGAAACAUGGCUGCAUCAGAAAGUCUAUGAUCAUAAUCAGAAACAAGUCUUAACUUUGGGUGAUCGGAUUAGCAUAGCUCUGGAUAUAGCAUAUGCUUUAGAUUAUCUUCACAACCAGUCUGCAUCUCCACUAAUACAUUGUGACCUUAAGCCAAGCAAUGUGCUGUUAGAUCUACAGAUGACGGCAUAUGUCAGUGAUUUUGGAUUGGCAAGAUUCAUGUGCACUACAACUGCAGCAUGCGCCAAUUCAACUAGUUUGGCUGAUUUGAAAGGAUCCAUCGGAUAUAUUGCACCAGAGUACGGAAUGGGUGGACCUAUCUCAACCAAGGGCGAUGCCUACAGCUAUGGAGUGCUCUUAUUAGAGAUAUUAACUGGGAAGCGUCCAAGUGAUGACAAAUUGAAGGAUGGCUUAAGCCUUCAUGAACUCGUGGAGUCAGCAUUUCCACACAAACUAGAUGAGAUUUUGGAUCCCAUUAUGCUGCAGAGUGACCUAAAUGGAGGAAAAUAUCAUACUGAAAUAAUGCAGAGUUGCAUCAUACCAAUGGUUAAGCUGGGUCUGUUGUGUUCGUCCAUAUCACCAAAAGACCGAUUAGGAAUGUCACAGGUUUCUGCCGAAAUGGGCACAAUAAGACAGUCAUUUCUUGAGUUACAAUGAGAACAAGGAGCUAGCUGCGAUGGUAAAUAGUACUGACAAUUGCAGAAAUCUUUUUGUUGAAAUGAUCAUAAUGGGACGUGCAAUCUUGUUCUUUAUGAGGAAGAAAUAAAAACAAAAACAGAUAGAGGUGAAUGCAUGAAAAAUUCUAGCUCCAACUUUUGUUCCCCACCUAAUAGUACCAAUAGUUUCAGCUGUAAUUUGGAUGUUUGUACAACUACUUUUAAUACACUUUGAGAGUUGUAACGAAUUCCAUUUGGUAUUAAAAAAAUAAUAUUGGUCCACCAAGCCAAUUAUUCUGUUUUUUUCCAUAACCUGCAAUUAAGAUUCCUAUCUGAGCUUGUAUGCUGCUGUUUUUAACUAUCGUUCUUAAUUAGAUUGAGAUUCCAUAAAAUGGUAUGGUGUAAUGGCAUUCUUGUUCCUGGGAUAAACUUUAUUAGUCUGUACGAUAUUAUUCAUAUUGUAUAGCCUAUGUUGUUUAACCAGAUCCUGAAAACAUGACAAAAAGAGAAGAUAUAAGAACCUGUUGAGUUGUUGAGCCUAUGGUUUUCCAAAAUUGCCAACUAAUCCAACCCCCUGUGCAAUUGACCAUACAGAUGCAAUGCGAAACAGCAAUAUAAUCCCCAGUUCCCCACCCCUGUUUGCCCCCAAAGUUCAGGUCCCCCGUAAUCCACAAAGGUACGGCAAUCCAGCGACGCGUUUCUGCAGUUCUGCUAAUUGCAUCAUUAUCGUUUUCCUAGUUAAAUCCUAGAAACUAACAUGGUGAUUUGCCGCUGGAAUGUCCAAGUGCAGCCGUGCAGGCGCGUGACACCCUCAUGGGCAUUUCCACGAACACACCACGCGCACGCGUGGCGAACACCAACCUCCACCGCCACACCCCCGCCGCCGCCGCCGCCAUUGCAAACAUGCGUACAGAGAAACAGCGCCACGGAACAAACCUGG